Messenger RNA from Dermatophagoides farinae (American house dust mite), 1549 nucleotides. RefSeq names its product sialin. The record is from RefSeq and is a predicted model, not a curated record. Gene Ontology annotation, biological process: monoatomic anion transport; transmembrane transport. Gene Ontology annotation, molecular function: transmembrane transporter activity. Lineage: Eukaryota; Metazoa; Arthropoda; Arachnida; Sarcoptiformes; Pyroglyphidae. Gene Ontology annotation, cellular component: membrane.
AAGGUCAUAAGAACUAGGGAAAAAAAUUAUAAUUAACGGAUAAGUAUACGGAUAUUUUUUCAUUCGGUUUACCGACAACUGACGAAAAUAACCGAUCCAAAAAAAAACAAAACAAAAAAAAAAAAUGUCGACCCGAUUGAUUAUUGGAAUGUUAGGAAUGUAUGCAUGUGCCUUAUUAUUCAUGUAUCGUGCCGGUGUUAGUGUAGCAUUGGUCUAUAUGACUCAAAUGAAAUCGUCUUCAUCAUCAUCAUCAUCAUCGAAUCGAACACUAUCGGCUGAAAAUCGAUAUUUUGAUUGGAACCAGAAUAAGCAAGGCACUAUAAUUGGAGCAUCAUUCUAUCUAUAUUGGUGUUUACCCACGAUAAUAGGCAGUUUCACUGAUCGUUAUGGUGGACAAUGGUUUGCAUUCAUUGGUGUACUUGGUCCAUGUAUACUAUCGGCAAUAGCUCCAUUAGCAAUAGAUUAUUAUCAAGAUAUUGCCUUGAUAAUUAUUCAAAUAAUGAUUGGUGGAUUUCAUGGAUUCACAUAUCCAGCAUGGUUUUCAUUGUUUAGCAGAUGGUUUUAUGGUGAUGAACGUACACGUGCAAAUUCAUGGAUGCAAAUCGGCAAUGCAAUAGGUUGUUCUGGAAUGUAUCUUUUGGCUGGACAUCUUUGUACAUUUUCGACGACGAUAGGUUGGCAUAUGAUAUUCUAUGUAAUGGCAGCUAUCCAUAUACCUUGGAUAGUUUUAUGGCUUUGGUAUGGAUCAGAUGAUCCACACGCCAACAAACGAAUUUCUGAUAUGGAAUUACAAUUUAUAGAACGGGAACAACAACAACAAAAUGUCAUGACAAUAAAACCAUCAACACUUUCAAAGAAAAGCGAAAUUCGCACACCAUGGUUAAGAAUUCUUGUUUCACCGGUUGUAUGGUCAUCGGUCAUCUGUAAAAUGUGCUGUGCUUUUGGAUUUUUUCUAAUCUUGAACAAAAUGCCUUCCUAUUUUGCAAUCAUAUUCCAUUUGACAAUUGAACAGAAUGGUCUAAUGAGCGGCUUAGUUGUUGCAGCUUUUGGUAUCGGAUCAUUUCUAAGUCCAAUUAUCUGUAAUUAUUUAAUCAAACAUUUUCAAAUGUCACCAUUAUUGACACGUAAAAUAUCACAAAAUAUUGCCAUGAUUGGACCGGCUAUCUGUUUGCUUGGAAUCACUUAUUAUCAUCAUGAACAACAAUGUAGCAAAGAAAUCGUAUUUACUUUAAUGAUCAUAGCUAUGUUUUUGCAUGGAUUCUUUACCAGUGGUGAAUGGACUAUCGUUUCGGAUUAUGCACGAAAUUAUGCUGGUUCUAUUGUUGGUUUCGCACAUUCAUUGGCAUUUCUUAUGGGUAUCAUUGGUCCAUGGCUUGUUGGUUCAGUAUUCGAACGGUCUGAUUCAUAUGGUGGUGAUACACCGAUAGAUAAAUGGAAUUUUGUAUUUUACAUAACAAUAGCUAUAUAUUUGUUUGGCGAUAUAAUUUUUACGAUAUUCGGUACUGAUCAACAACAGGAUUGGGACAAAAUUUGAUCACUUCUUUAAAAA